AUGUUCAGGGUCUCUGAGAUGACGAGGCGUUCAGGGUCUCGGAGAGUGAGGGACGAGGCGUUCAGGGUCCAUGGUGACGUAAACAGAUUGUUUAAUGCCGUUUGUUGUUGUUGUUUUCAGAGCGAUCGUCUCCUGAUCAAAGGAGCAAAGAUCGUGAACGAUGACCAGUCGUUCUGUGCUGACCUUUACAUGGAGGACGGAGUCAUCAAACAAAUUGGAGAAAACCUCAUCGUUCCCGGCGGCGUGAAAACCAUUGACGCUCACGGCGGCAUGUUGAUGCCGGGCGGCAUCGACGUGCACACGCGCUUCCAGAUGCCGGAUCGAGGAAUGACGUCAGCCGACGACUUCUACCAGGGAACCAAGGCGGCGCUGGCCGGAGGAAACACCAUGAUCAUUGACCACGUGGUCCCUGACCCCGGGGUCAGCCUCCUCUCAGCGUUCGAGCAGUGGCGAGAAUGGGCCGACAGUAAGUCGUGCUGCGACUACUCGCUGCACGUGGACGUCACUGAGUGG
Solea solea (common sole) is the source of this 513-nucleotide messenger RNA. Its product is annotated as dihydropyrimidinase-related protein 2-like. The transcript is spliced from 4 exons. The annotation marks the transcript as partial. The record is from RefSeq and is a predicted model, not a curated record. Gene Ontology annotation, cellular component: cytosol. NCBI's taxonomy places the organism in Eukaryota, Metazoa, Chordata, Actinopteri, Pleuronectiformes, Soleidae. Gene Ontology annotation, molecular function: hydrolase activity, acting on carbon-nitrogen (but not peptide) bonds, in cyclic amides.